GAGUGGGCGUCGGUUCUCGACCUCGCCGUUACUUUGGGCCGUGUUCUUCGUGCCCGGACGUGACUGUCAGCCAGAUCCUUCGGUCUGCAGACGAGGGCGUGCCGGGAGCCCUGUGUUCUCGCGGCUGUGGCGGUCAGGCCUGCACUGGCGUGACCCAGGCCAGAAAACCUCUGGAAGGCGGAUAUGGGUGCUCAGGGCGUUGUAUAAAUGCAAGCGUGAAGAAUUACGGGAAAAUGAAACGAAGACACAUAGAACCAAAACAGCCUUGAACGGUGCGCGCUCAGUAACCAGUGGACAGGCUGCAGACCUCACGGCACCAGUUCCCGGGGCCAUGGAGCCCCGGGUGGUUGCGGAUGCAGUUGAGACUGGAGACGAAGAUGUGAUUGCAGAAGCUCUGAGAACGUACAACCAGGAGCACUCGGAAAGCUUCACCUUUGACGAUGCCCAGCAAGAAGACAGAAAGAGACUUGCAAAACUGCUGGCGUCUGUCCUGGAACAGGGCUUGCCACUUUCACACCGUGUCAUCUGGCUGCAGACUGUACGAAUCCUGUCCCGGGACCGUAGCUGCCUGGCUCCGUUCACCAGCCGCCAGAGCCUGCACACACUAGCCUCCUAUGCUAACAUAUCUGCCUCUGAGGGGUCCCUCCCAGAGGCCUCUGAUAUGGGUGUUCUGCUGGAGUCCCUCAAGUGCUUGUGCAACCUUGUUCUCAGUAGCUCUGUGGCACAGGCACUUGCUGCUGAGGCCCGCCUGGUGGUGAAGCUUACAGAGCGUGUGGGGCUAUAUGGCAAGAGGAGCUUCCCCCAUGAAGUGCAGUUCUUUGAUCUGCGGCUCCUCUUUCUGCUAACUGCGCUACGCAUUGAUGUGCGCCAGCAGCUAUUUCAGGAGCUGCAUGGUGUACACUUGUUGACUGAUACACUGGAGCUGACAUUGGGAGUGACCUCUGAAGAGAGCCCCCCAGAAGUCCUUCCUCUCCAAGAGACCGAGCGGGUCAUGGAGAUCCUCAAAGUGCUCUUCAACAUCACCUUUGACUCCAUCAAGAGGGAAGUAGAGGAGGAAGAUGCUGCCCUCUACCAAUACCUGGGGACCCUUUUGCGCCACUGUGUGAUGAUUGCUGCUGCUGGAGACCGCACAGAGGAGUUCCAUGGCCACACCGUGAAUCUCCUAGGGAAUUUGCCCCUCAAGUGCUUGGAUGUCCUCCUUACCCUGGAGCUACAUGAAGGCUCUUUGGAGUUCAUGGGAGUGAACAUGGAUGUCAUCAGUGUCCUCCUUUCCUUCCUAGAGAAGCGCUUACAUCAGACCCACAGGCUGAAGGAGAGCGUGGCUCCUGUGCUAAGUGUGUUGACUGAGUGUGCCCGCAUGCACCGUCCAGCCAGGAAGUUCCUGAAGGCCCAGGUGUUGCCACCCCUUCGUGAUGUAAGGACUCGUCCUGAGGUGGGAGAGCUACUUCGGAACAAGCUGGUGCGCCUCAUGACACACCUGGACACAGAUGUGAAGAGGGUAGCGGCGGAGUUCCUCUUUGUCCUGUGCUCUGAGAGUGUGCCCCGGUUCAUCAAGUACACAGGCUAUGGGAAUGCUGCUGGCCUUCUGGCUGCCCGAGGCCUCAUGGCAGGGGGCCGGACUGAGGGGCAGUACUCAGAGGAUGAAGAUACAGACACAGACGAGUACAAGGAAGCCAAGGACAGCAUCAACCCAGUGACUGGCAGGGUGGAAGAGAAGCCACCAAACCCUAUGGAGGGCAUGACGGAGGAGCAGAAGGAGCAUGAGGCCAUGAAACUGGUGAACAUGUUUGAUAAGCUUUCCAGGCACAGAGUCAUCCAGCCCAUGGGGAUGAGUCCCCAGGGUCACCUUACAUCCCUGCAAGAUGCCAUGUAUGAGACCAUGGAGGGGCAGCUCUCCUCAGACCCGGAUUCUGACCCUGACUGAGGACGGUGGUUCCCUUGCUCCAUCUUCAGAAUUGGUGCUGCUUCCAGAGAUAUUCUUGGGGUGGCAGCCUUGGGAAGCCCAGGCCCUCUCCACUGGACUCCCUUUCUCUCUGCCCCAAGUUCUGUUCAUGAUUUGCCUCUAAUCCUAUUUCUUAUCUUGUGGACAAUAGUAGAACUUGGCCCUGGUUUCCACAGAUGAGGCUGGCCUGAGUGGGGAGCACAUGAUGUGAACUCAUCUGGGGCUGGCACACUGCAUUUCACAGGGGAAGGGAUGUACUAGAGUUUCACCAGUGCACACACUGAACAGGGCUGCUCGUCCCUCCACAUCUCCCUUGGUCCUGCCUCAGCCACCAAUUAGAAUGUCCACAUACCAUGUUCUCACUGGUUGUGAUGGUGACAGUCGAAGAAUGUCAAUCCUAUCCACUGCUCCUGACUAAAUACUUAUAUGAAGGAAAAUGACCUUCUUGAGACCAUAAAAUGAAACCCUAAGAUUUCCAAGAGUCAUAGAAACAUCCUAGAAUAAAGCAGUUUUGAGCAA
Molecule: messenger RNA, 2461 nt
Organism: Octodon degus (degu)
Lineage: Eukaryota; Metazoa; Chordata; Mammalia; Rodentia; Octodontidae
Gene: Ric8a
Product: RIC8 guanine nucleotide exchange factor A
Exons: 11
Coding region: 332-1924 (530 amino acids)
Biological process (GO): G protein-coupled receptor signaling pathway
Cellular component (GO): plasma membrane; cytoplasm
Molecular function (GO): G-protein alpha-subunit binding; guanyl-nucleotide exchange factor activity
Source: RefSeq, a predicted model, not a curated record